Messenger RNA from Lasiosphaeria miniovina, 984 nucleotides. RefSeq names its product ras family-domain-containing protein. Lineage: Eukaryota; Fungi; Ascomycota; Sordariomycetes; Sordariales; Lasiosphaeriaceae. The coding region runs from base 185 to 835 and encodes 216 amino acids. The record is from RefSeq and is a predicted model, not a curated record. Gene Ontology annotation, biological process: signal transduction. Gene Ontology annotation, cellular component: plasma membrane. The transcript is spliced from 8 exons. Gene Ontology annotation, molecular function: GTP binding; GDP binding; GTPase activity.
UCGAUAUCUGCAUGCCGCGGUCCCUGGGCCGGCCCAUCGUUGCACCCGCCCUUAGGCGUCCCGUGAGGAGUCGGAGCUGCGAGUGCGAGACUUCGGUGAAAAGGCGGCAAAAUAAUAGGGCGAGCUCCCGAGGCGCAUUGGGCAGCGAUCCGCUCCUCCACUGAGCUGGCUGAAGUUGGGGAUCAUGCCGUCGAAAUAUGGUUUCCAGCCUUGCCGGGAAUUCCAUGUGGUAGUCCUUGGUGCAGGUGGCGUUGGAAAGAGCUGUCUAACAGCCCAAUUCGUUCACAAUGAGUGGAUUGAGAGCUAUGAUCCUACCAUCGAGGACUCUUACAGGACUCAGAUUUCUGUCGAUGGACGCCAAGUGAUUCUAGAAAUCCUUGAUACUGCCGGCACUGAGCAAUUUGUUGCUAUGAGAGAUCUCUACAUGAAAACCGGUCAAGGGUUCUUGUUGGUCUUCAGCAUCAACUCGGGCGCCUCGUUAGACGAGCUAAAAACCUUACGCGAGGAGAUCAUCAGAAUCAAGGACGACGAGAAUAUCCCCAUUGUCCUCGUUGGGAACAAAGCAGAUCUCGAAGAUUCGCGGACCGUAGAUCGCGCCAAGGCAUUCUCCUUUUCUCAGCGGUGGCGAGCCCCAUACUACGAGGCCAGUGCCAGGACACGAACCAAUGUCGAUGAAGUCUUUGUUGACCUUUGUCGACAAAUGCUACGACGCGAUGACUACAACGAAGACACACGCGAUGACGAUUACUAUCAAAAGCAGGAGUAUCCUGCAUCUUCCAAGAAACGGGAGAGGAGGAGGCGAAAAGACCGAGAGCACAGAUGCGUGAUAUUAUGAGCUCCUCUUUCCCUUCCUGUGCCCCUUUUCUUUCACAUUUCAUACUUACGAGGUCGUGAUUCAGCCGCGGUUAAGAUUGGGCUAUAUUUGCUCGACGCCUGAGCGACAGCGGGAAAAUGGAAGGAGCGAUUUAUCAUGACAUGGAUAUG